CGCCCGGCCUCUUCCUCUCUGUCCGCCCGUCUCUGUGGUCUCCAGGGCGCUGCCCCGGUCCCGCAAGCCGCGCGCUCUUUGCACUCUGCCCGAAGCCGACGCCGGGGCUGCAGGGCUCCGGCGGAGGGUGGAACCCGGCUCAUGGCGGCCCCGGAGCCCGCGGCCGGGGCUGGCGUCAGGCCCAGAUUAGAUCUGCAAUUUCUCCAGCGGUUCCUGAAGAUACAGAAGGUUUUGUUUCCCUCUUGGGCAUCACAGAAUGUUUUGAUGUUCCUGACCCUUUUGUGUGUGGCCCUACUGGAACAACUGGUGAUCUACCAGGUUGGCUUGCUCCCCAGUCAGUACUAUGGGGUCCUGGGAAACAAAGACUUGGAUGGGUUCAAGACCCUGACAUUCCUGGCUGUCGUGCUCAUCGUUCUCAACUCCAUGCUGAAGAGCUUUGACCAGUUCACCUGCAACCUGCUGUAUGUGAGCUGGAGAAAGGACCUCACCGAGCACCUUCACCGCUUCUACUUCCAGAGCCGUGUGUACUACACCCUCAACGUGCUGCGGGAUGACGUCGACAACCCGGACCAGCGCAUCAGCCAGGAUGUGGAACGGUUCUGCCGGCAGCUCAGCAGCAUGGCCAGCAAGCUGAUCAUCUCCCCCUUCACCCUCAUCUACUACACCUACCAGUGCUUCCAGAGCACAGGCUGGCUCGGGCCUGUGAGCAUCUUCGGGUAUUUCAUCCUGGGAACCAUGGUGAACAAAAUGUUGAUGGGGCCCAUCGUGGCAAAGCUGGUGCAGCAGGAGAAGCUGGAAGGGGAUUUCAGGUUCAAGCACAUGCAGAUCCGGGUCAAUGCUGAGCCUGCUGCUUUCUUCAGAGCUGGGCACGUGGAGCACAUGAGGACAGACCGCAGGCUGCAGAGACUCCUUCAGACCCAGAGGGAGCUGAUGUCCAAGGAGCUCUGGCUGUACAUCGGCGUCAACACAUUUGACUAUCUGGGCAGCAUCCUGAGUUACAUUGUGAUUGCAAUCCCUAUUUUCAGUGGUGUCUAUGGAGACCUGAGCCCCACAGAGCUCAGCACCGUGGUCAGCAAGAAUGCCUUUGUGUCCAUUUACCUCAUCAGCUGCUUCACCGGGCUCAUCAACCUCUCCAGCGCCCUCUCAGAUGUGGCUGGUUACACGCACAGGAUCGGGGAACUCAAGGAGACCCUUCUGGACAUGUCGCUGAAGUCGCACGCUGGGGAGAUCCUGGACGAGAGCGAGUGGGACGUGGAUAGGGCCCCAUACUGGCCAGCCUCAGAGCCAACAGACACGGCUUUUCUCCUCGAGCGGGUCUCCAUCUGUGCUCCCUCCUCUAACAAACCCUUAAUCAAGGAUCUGAGCCUGAAGAUCUCUGAAGGUCAGAGUCUGCUCAUCAUGGGCAACACGGGCACCGGCAAGACCUCCUUGCUCCGGGUUCUAGGCGGCCUCUGGGCAAGCACAUGGGGCUCAGUGCAGAUGCUGACGGACUUUGGACCCCAUGGGGUGCUGUUCUUGCCGCAAAAGCCAUUCUUCACUGAUGGGACCCUUCGGGAGCAGGUGAUAUAUCCCCUGAAGGAUAUCUACCCAGACUCAGGCUCUACUGACGAUGAGAGGAUCAUGAGAUUCUUGGAGUUGGCAGGCCUGUCCAGUUUGGUGGUGAGGACGGAGGGUCUGGACCAGCAGGUCGAUUGGAACUGGUACGACGUUCUGUCCCCCGGAGAGAUGCAGAGGCUCUCCUUUGCCCGGCUCUUCUACCUGCAGCCAAAGUACGCAGUGCUUGAUGAAGCCACCAGUGCCCUGACCGAGGAGGUGGAGAGCGAGCUCUACCGCAUUGGCCAGCAGCUGGGCAUGACGUUCAUCAGCGUGGGACAUCGGCGCAACCUCGAGAAGUUCCACUCCUUGGUUCUGAAACUCUGUGGAGAAGGAAGAUGGGAACUGGCGAGAAUCAAAGUGGAAUGAGGCCAGCGGCGUGGCUGCGGCCACUGGAAGAAGUGCUGAGCUCGGGGCAGAUUGCCAUCCUCCCUGGAGAGACCAGGUGGCAAGGGAGACCCCUGGCCGCCUCGCGGCUCCUGCGCAGGGAGCGCUGGCAGCCAGGGCCCCAGCGGGGGUGUGGCUCCCUGUGGGGCCUGUCAGGCGCCUCCUGCUGCAGAGCUCCCUGCACCCCAAAUGCUGAUUGCUUACAGGUGACCUCAGAUUGCGUUUCCUAAAGAAAAACCUGAAAGGGUGAGAUCUAUAAGAAAUGUAGGGUCAAUGUGGAGAGAAUAUUGGGCUUAAAGUCCGGAGAUCCGGAAAUCUUUUAAAUCCAUUAAAUUUUGUGGUGAUAGAUUUUUAACUUGAAUCAACCAUUUAAAUUUUAUAAUGUUUUUUUAAAAGAAAAGAUAAACAUUUCUUAAAAAUUGGAGCUUUCUCCCUACUCUGUCCUCUCCAUUGUAAGAUGACCUUUGAAUUGAAUCUGCAGACUUGUGUUUGGGAGCCAGGGGGAAGGGAGUAGCACUCCCCACAGUGCUGGAACCUUCUGUGCCUGGUUUUUCACUUCGCCCCACAUCUCCACAUUCCCUUUGCUGGUUGUACUUGAGCCACUAACCUCUAGGGCCCUUCUGUUCUUGUUUUAACUCCGAUGCAGCUAAAUCUCUUUCCCCUCAGUCAGCUAAAAUAAGGAGGAAAUUUUUUUUUUAAAUGGUCUUAUUGUUAGGAAACAGCAACAGCCAGGGGGAACAGACAAAACGCAGAAAGCAUAAAAUUUUGCUAUGGAAAAUGAUUGAGCCCAAAGUCCUUAUUCUAGAACAAUGUUCCCCAAUGUUUAGUUGUCAGAGCAGCACAUCCAUAAUUUUUGUCAGAUCUCUUUAUUUGUUCACCACUUAAUUUUUUUUAAUGUUUAUUUAUUUUGAGAAGCAGAGAGAGAGAGA
Molecule: messenger RNA, 2909 nt
Organism: Hyaena hyaena (striped hyena)
Lineage: Eukaryota; Metazoa; Chordata; Mammalia; Carnivora; Hyaenidae
Gene: ABCD4
Product: ATP binding cassette subfamily D member 4
Exons: 19
Coding region: 142-1962 (606 amino acids)
Biological process (GO): long-chain fatty acid import into peroxisome; fatty acid beta-oxidation; very long-chain fatty acid catabolic process
Cellular component (GO): peroxisomal membrane
Molecular function (GO): ATP hydrolysis activity; ABC-type transporter activity; long-chain fatty acid transmembrane transporter activity
Source: RefSeq, a predicted model, not a curated record